Messenger RNA from Prorocentrum cordatum, 1797 nucleotides. NCBI's taxonomy places the organism in Eukaryota, Dinophyceae, Prorocentrales, Prorocentraceae. The record is from the annotation of a GenBank genome assembly.
AUGAGCAACGUCCUCGACAAGAACCUGCGCGAGCUGGAACCUCUCACGAUCAGAGGACAAAGAAGGAGUUUCCUGAGGUACCAUGCCGAGACGUCCCGAAUGUUCACCGAGGCGCCAUCGUGCGCGAUCCAGGCGUGCGCGCCCGUGGCGCUCGGCACCCCGGCGCCGCCGGACCCGCGGGGCCUCCUGCACGCACGCGCGGCGUCGCCGCAGGCGGGCUGGCGGGCGGCCCUGCCGGGGCCGGUCGUGGCGCCCGCUCUCCUGCAGGACCCGACCCCCGGCGCAUCGGCGCCGCUAGCCCCCCGCCCACCAGGCAAGGAUCCCGAGAAGGCAAAAGCCUGGAGGCCCGGGCCAGCCAGCCCCCCUGGCCGCUUCGCCGCCGUGCCGGUGGUGCGGCCCCACGGCAGCGCCGGGCUCGUGCCCGCGAGCCCGGGCAGGGCGCCGAGUCAGAGCCCCGCGCCCUCCUACCGCCCCGGCGUGGUGCUGCUGGGCCCCGCGUGGGCGCCCCACCCCGUGCAGCACGUGGAGGCCGUGCACGGCGUGGAGGUACCCAUCAGCCCGAGCUGCUCCCCAGCCUGCUCCGCACGCAUCCCGCCCGGCGGCGGCGCCACGCGGGCCGGCUGCAGCGCCGCCGGCGUUCCCGCUUGCUCCGCCACGACGACCGCCGCCGAGCCAGUGUGCGCGCCGGGAUCGUCCGUGCAGAUCCCCGUGACCGUGCAGGCUUCCCCCGCGGCGCAAGCCAGGCCCGCCGCGCCGGCGCUGACGGCCUGGUCGAAGGCGGUGCAGGCGGAGCGCGUGGGCUUGGCGCGGCAGGACGUGGACCCGGAGGCGCUCCGGGAGAAGCUCGAGCGCAUCCAGCAGGAGGUGCACAGCAUCGCCGAGAAGCAGAAGCCACCGCCAGAUGACCUCGACACCACCCGCCUGGCGAUGGACGAGAUCGCGGGCACGCUGGAGCACGCGCAGCGGCAGUGCGCCGAGGCGAAGGCGGCCGAGGAGGCCCUCGGGGAGCAGCUGGCGGCCUCGGACCACCAGCUGCAGGACCUGCGGCGCAGGUGCCAGGACCCGGGGGGGGUCCGAUCCCAGGGGGUCGAGCGGGAGCACGCGCUGGCGCGGCAGAGCCUCUCGCAGACGGCCCGCGAGCUCGACGCGGCCGCGGCGACGAAAGACACGCUGGAGGAGGAGCUGAAGAACAUCCAGCGGGCCAACGAGAAGACCAGGACGGGCACGCGGCGCCGCGGAGGUGCCAGGAGCUCGAGGGCUCCGAGCACGACGUGCAGCAGCGGCUCCAGGCCGCGUCCCAGGAGGCGCUGCGCACCGCCGCGGAGAAGGCCUCGCUGCAGGCGGAGCUGGCCGCGGUGCGGCGGCAGACCGAGGAGGCCCUGCGCCAGGCGGGCCAGUGCCGCGACCAGGCGGCGUCCCUGGGGGACGAGCUGCUCGAGGAGCGCUCGCAGCAGGCCGCCGCGGAGCGGUCCCAGGCGGAGGCGGAGGCGCAGCUCGAGGCGUGCCGCCAGAGGGACGAGGAGGACCGAAGCGGAGCGGCUGCAGCAGGCCCACAGCGGCCAGAUCAGGCAGCUCUGGGAGCUCGAGCACCAGCUGCGCGACGGCGACGCUGGCCGCACGGGGCUGAGCCCUGGGGCGCUGCUGAAGGCGCCGAAGCCCCGCCGAGAGCCAGUUUGUGGAGAACGCACGGCUUCGAAAGACGCUGUGCAAGAUGCAGACCGACCUGCACCUGUGCGUCAGGCGAUACAACGAGCAGCGAGACGCCAUCAAGAAGUACCAGAGCAGUCCUCCGAUUGA